AUGGCCGACCAUGUCCCAAGAAUAGCUAUGUGGACAGGGCUUCGCCAGCAUCUCGUCAAGCUCACCUCCCAUUUCUUGAGAAGCGCCUCCGACUACAUCCGCUUCCGCGCCGUCUGCAAGUGUUGGCGUUCCGCCGUCCUCCCCCGGCCCCGUCACCUCCCCGCUCAGCUCCCCUUCCUCCUCUACCUCUCUACCCCGGAACCAAGAAACAGUUCCGCCUUCUGCCUCGCCAACGCCUUUAAUGGAAGCAUGCGCCGCCUACCUCACACCACCAGCAUGUAUUGCAUCGGCUCCUCUUACGGGUGGCUCAUCCUCAUCUCCGAAGUCACCUCCGCGGACGGCAUCGGAUCUUACUUCAUCAAAACGGACUACCCCAACAUUCCGGUCGAGUCCAACGCCAUCGUCGACAAGGCCGUCUUGUCCUCCGACCCUACCCUCGACCGGGACUUCGUGGCAAUCGUCUUCCUCGACGGCAUAUACAAGCGCUGCUUUACCUGCCGCCCAGGGGACAGAUCGUGGAAGGACAACGUCAACGAACCUUUCGAUUAUCUCCAUUGGAUUUUCCCAGGAGUGCCGCAGGUGUUCAACCUGACUGACGCCGUGCCCUACGGCGAGCGGAGGUUGUGCGCUGUCUACAAUGACAAAAAUUACUUAGCAGUCUUCGACGUCGACCCAGGCCCGCCGGGGAGGGCGACGAUGAUCGCAUGGAACUCCAUGCCGCCCUGCGUGCCGCGCGGUGGUUUACCCACCUACUUGAUCGGGUCGGCUGGAGAACUACUCCUGGUUACCGAGUUCUACAAGAGGAGUGCAGCCAGGAAGAACACCAGGAGCUUCCGCGUCUUCAGGCUCGAUCCAGGCGACGGAGACCGGCCAGCGAAGGCGAUCGAAGUGCAGGACAUCGGCGACCGUAUUUUUUGGGUACGAGCCAUUCGGUGUGCGUCGCCGGCAGGGGACUUCCCAGGGUUCCUGGGGAAUGCCAUCUACUACGUGAAGGAAGAGAAGAUGAGUUUGGAGGGGGAAGAUACCCUGGUGUCGACCGUGAGCGUGGUCAACCUGGAAAAUGGUGAGAUCACGGAGGUUAUCGAUUCCGGCGGGUCUGAGCCGGAUGAGCUCGAGUGGCUGUCGGACCGGUUGGACAUCCCCUGGUGA
Musa acuminata AAA Group (dessert banana) is the source of this 1149-nucleotide messenger RNA. RefSeq lists its product as uncharacterized. The record is from RefSeq and is a predicted model, not a curated record. The transcript has 3 exons. The coding region runs from base 1 to 1149 and encodes 382 amino acids. NCBI's taxonomy places the organism in Eukaryota, Viridiplantae, Streptophyta, Magnoliopsida, Zingiberales, Musaceae.